AUGGAAAUGAACAAUUUUAUUGGUCGGCGAUUCAAUCUCGUCUCGAUGAGUGACAUCCGUUAUGUUGGUACUCUGCACGAUAUCAACCCAGAGGCUUCAACUAUUGCGCUCGAGAACGUCAUAUCGCACGGCACUGAAGGCAGACGCGGCAAUGCGUCAGAGGAAGUUCCGCCAGCUAGUUGCGUGUACGAAUACAUUGUUUUCAGAGGCAGUGAUGUGAAGGAUAUCAACUUUGCGGACAACGAAAAGGAGAAUCAGGCUCCGGAACAACCGCAGGUUCCUAAUGACCCUGCUAUACUAGGUACUACAGCUCCUCCACGCCAGGCUCCUGCCGCUGCCCCCGCUCCCGCUCAGGCAGGCCGUGGGCAGCCUGCUCAGCUCCCGCAGCAACCUCCCCGACAGCAACCACCACCUGGUUAUCCUCAACAACCACCAUAUCCCAAUUACUAUAACCCUUAUGGACAACAGUUCCGUGGGCCCCCCGGAGGCCCACCCGGAUUCCCCGGUGCACCUGGCUCUGGCUUUCCAAAUAUGCCAUAUGGACAACAGGGAUGGUAUCCUCCUCCCGGCCAAGGCUUUCCGCAACCACCGGGCCCAUUCGGACCACCUCAAAUGCCAAUAGCUCCUCCACGCGGACCACCAGGACAGCAACAACAACCACCACAACAACAGCCACAAUCGCAGCAGCAUGGCGUAGAAGGAACUCCAGCGCCUCAGAAUGCCCCUAUGCCAACUUCGGAGCUUCCUGGCGGCGAAAAGGCUCCAAAGAAAACUACCACUCCAGCUCCGGCCACCAGUAAAGAAAAGGAAGAUCAGAAACCAUCACAAACCAAGCCAGAACCCUCCGCCGCACUGGCUAGCCAGGCACAAAAACCAGCCCAUGAUAAAGCGCCCACUCAACCUGCUCCGGAGCCAACAACUGCCGCGAAGAAUGACCGGAUUAUCCCGGCUAUUCCUCUUGCCAUGCCACUCAAGCCAACCGCAUCGGUAGCUCAGGCUACUGCACCAGCUGGGCAACAACCAAACCGAAAUGGUCCAAAUGCUAUGGAAGAGGCAACCCGAGCCGCUACAGCUGCAGUUGCAGCUGCAAUGGCAAAAUUGCCACAACCCACUGGAUCUCAGCAACAGCAACCUACGAACGGGUCCGUAGAGUCAGUGACCAAGAAGCUCAACGAAAUGCGACCAUUUGAUGGUGAACGUCACUCAAGAGGCGGUCAUCAUGGUCCGCGUGGCCGAGGUGGCCAUCGUGGACAUCAUCACCAGCAACAGGUGAAGAAAAUUGAUGUUCCCACGACUGACUACGACUUCGAAUCUGCGAAUGCCAAGUUUAAUAAGCAAGAUCUCGUCAAGGAGGCCAUCGCUUCAGGAUCGCCAUUAAUUGAAGCCGAAGGAAAGCCAUCCACCGCUGUUUCCGAAGCUAACGGAGCCGACGGUGGUGACGUCUCCAGUUCCACAUCGGCUCAUGCUACCAAUGUAGUAUACGACAAGACCUCUUCGUUCUUCGACAACCUAUCUAGUGAAAUGCGCGAUAGGGAGGAAAACGCUCGGAACAAGACCAGCGGCCGUGAAUGGCGCGGAGAGGAAGAAAAGAAGAACAUGGAGACCUUCGGACAAGGAAGCGUUGACAGCGGAUAUCGUGGUAGAGGCCGUGGUCGUGGACGAGGCUUUGGUGGACGUGGCCGAGGCUACAACCGUGGCUAUGGAGGUGGACGUGGUAGAGGAAGUUUCCGUGGUGGAAGAGUCGCAACUGAGUCCACUGGAGUUCCAUCCACCUCCUAA
Molecule: messenger RNA, 1779 nt
Organism: Microsporum canis CBS 113480
Lineage: Eukaryota; Fungi; Ascomycota; Eurotiomycetes; Onygenales; Arthrodermataceae
Product: proline-rich protein HaeIII subfamily 1
Exons: 4
Coding region: 1-1779 (592 amino acids)
Biological process (GO): cytoplasmic stress granule assembly; P-body assembly
Cellular component (GO): P-body
Molecular function (GO): mRNA binding
Source: RefSeq, a predicted model, not a curated record